AGCCAGCCUGCCUGCCUGCCGUACCGGCGGCGGCGGGCUCAAGGCCGCCCCGAUGCCCGAGCCAGGCCCCAGGAUGAACGGCUUCUCGCUGGGCGAGCUGUGCUGGCUCUUCUGCUGCCCGCCCUGCCCGAGCCGCAUCGCCGCCAAGCUGGCCUUCCUGCCGCCCGAGCCCACCUACACGGUGCUGGCGCCCGAGCAGCGCGGCCCCGGCGCCCCCGCCCCGGCCUCGGCCGCCGCAGCCGCCGCAGCCGCUGCCACCGCCGCGGCCCAGCCGGCGCCGCAGCAGCCCGAGGAGGGCGCGGGCUCGGGGCCCGGCGCGUGCAGCCUGCACCUGAGCGAGCGCGCCGACUGGCAGUACUCGCAGCGCGAGCUGGACGCCGUCGAGGUCUUCUUCUCGCGCACGGCCCGGGACAACCGGCUCGGCUGUAUGUUCGUGCGCUGCGCGCCCUCCAGCCGCUACACGCUGCUCUUCUCGCACGGCAACGCGGUGGACCUCGGCCAGAUGUGCAGCUUCUACAUCGGCCUCGGCUCGCGCAUCAACUGCAACAUCUUCUCCUACGACUACUCGGGCUACGGCGUCAGCUCGGGCAAGCCCUCCGAGAAGAACCUCUACGCCGACAUCGACGCCGCGUGGCAGGCGCUGCGCACCCGGUACGGCGUAAGCCCCGAGAACAUCAUCCUGUAUGGUCAGAGCAUUGGGACUGUCCCCACCGUAGACCUGGCCUCCAGGUACGAGUGUGCGGCCGUAAUUCUCCAUUCGCCUCUGAUGUCUGGAUUGCGCGUGGCUUUUCCCGAUACCAGGAAAACGUACUGCUUUGAUGCUUUCCCCAGCAUUGACAAGAUAUCUAAAGUUACCUCUCCUGUGUUGGUCAUUCAUGGUACAGAGGACGAGGUCAUCGAUUUCUCCCAUGGCCUGGCCAUGUACGAGCGCUGUCCUCGGGCCGUGGAGCCCCUCUGGGUCGAAGGGGCUGGCCAUAAUGACAUAGAGCUUUAUGCACAAUACCUAGAAAGGCUAAAACAGUUCAUAUCUCACGAACUUCCUAAUUCCUGAAGAAGAUGACUUGAUUUUACCUCAUCUACUGUGAACACAAGAAUCCUCGGUUUUGCACAUGCUUUAACUGGAUAGCUGUCAUGGCGGGAUAACCACGAGGAAGUGCCCAGCUUUUCAGGGGUCCUACUCAAAGAGCUGAGGGCAUCUUGGUCUUUCAUAUCCAGAGGUUCUACUAACUCACACAUCAUGUUAAACUGAACAGUUGUGAUUCCCAGCUUCAUUGCCUUGCAGAAUGGGAAUGAGAGCUGAGUGGGGGGACCGUUUUCUCGUGCUAUAAAAGAUGCUCACACCCCUUUCUCUUCCUUACCCACCACGUAGGAUUCAUUUAUGCAGGACUCAGCCUCUCUCCACCCGUGUUCUCAGUAUGUGACCUGCAUCUCUCUUUCAGCCACUAGAUUCAUGGGUCCAAUCCAUUUGUGAAGCUGUGAUAGUGUAACUGGAAACCAUCGUGUUGAAAAUUCCUUCAUUAAUUUUUGUUAACACUCCGAUCUUUCCCCCAAACAAAUCAAUUAAAGGGUAAUUUACUGGAACUAUCAUGAACGGCUUCAUCAACUGGAACCAUAUAAAUAUAACUGGAAUAUUCUUAAAAGGAAACUGGGGUUUUUUUUAAGUGUAAAUUUAUUACUAGUCCACAGAGUUUUAAUAUUUUGAUCGUCUGGUUGGUCUAACAAAGAACCUAGCCGACUUUCCUUCUGUAAAGUCCUCCUUGUAGGCUUUUUUAAAGUACUGUACAUAUUUGCAAUUACAUUGUGCAUAGAUUCUUAAUGGAUAGUUUUCUUUUGUCAGGCUACAACAAUGAACUGCAGAUUCCUUGUUUGUAAUGUAAAUGAUUGAAUACAUUUUGUUAAUACGUUUUUAUUCCUAUGUUUUGCUAUUAAAAAAUUUUAUAACAUUUCCAAGACAAAAAAUUACAAGUUUAUGCUUUGAAAAAUUUAUGUAAUUAAAAUUUCACUAAACUAAUCUUUUUAGUUUAGGAGUUAUUUGGGUUUUGACACUGGAGUUGCGCCAGUAAGCAUCAGAAGUGUAAGAUGCUUAAAAUUGCUA
Messenger RNA from Balaenoptera acutorostrata (minke whale), 2095 nucleotides. It is a transcript of the gene ABHD17C, whose product is annotated as abhydrolase domain containing 17C, depalmitoylase. Gene Ontology annotation, cellular component: endosome membrane; plasma membrane. Lineage: Eukaryota; Metazoa; Chordata; Mammalia; Artiodactyla; Balaenopteridae. The coding region runs from base 53 to 1051 and encodes 332 amino acids. Gene Ontology annotation, biological process: protein depalmitoylation. The transcript is spliced from 3 exons. Gene Ontology annotation, molecular function: palmitoyl-(protein) hydrolase activity. The record is from RefSeq and is a predicted model, not a curated record.